Messenger RNA from Emiliania huxleyi CCMP1516, 2007 nucleotides. RefSeq lists its product as hypothetical. The record is from RefSeq and is a predicted model, not a curated record. The transcript is spliced from 6 exons. Gene Ontology annotation, molecular function: hydrolase activity, hydrolyzing O-glycosyl compounds. Bases 1 to 2007 code for a protein of 668 amino acids. Lineage: Eukaryota; Haptophyta; Isochrysidales; Noelaerhabdaceae. Gene Ontology annotation, biological process: carbohydrate metabolic process.
AUGGACAGCUUCAGCGCUCCGCUGCUGGGUCCAGCCUCGGACGACGCCAAGAGGAGCGCUCGCAGGUGGCGCGCCGCCACUCUCGCGACCAUGCUGCUCGCGCUGGCGCUCGCCGCCGCCGUCGCGGUGCUCGCCAACGAGCGCGCCGCGCUGCUGCAGCGCGGAGAGGCGGGCAGGGAGAAGGACGGCCCCACAUACCAGUUCUCGGGGUCCAGCCUCGACGAGCAGUCCUGCACGGUGGCGGGCGUCGACGCCUCCGCCACGGGCCAGAAGCUGCAGUGCUGCAGCGGUCUCGCAGAGGUUGAGAAGCCGUGCUUCCAGCCAGAGGGCCUGUCGGUGUGCAUCUUUUGCCUGCCUGCCGAGCAGGUGCCGGCCGCCUGCACGCCGGCCGGCAAGGACGUCUUCGCCAACGACGCCGGCGUCCACAUGCCCUGCUGCCCGGGCUUUGCAGAGGUGCUUGGCCCGUGCCGCGGCACCGACAUGUGCAACUUCUGCCAGCCCUCCUCCGUUGUCCCGGGGGCGCGGGCGGAGCACCCACCGGCAAAGGUGUCCAUCGACCCGGCGACGCCGCAGGACGCGGUCGACAAGUACAAGGCGGACGGGCUCUCCCUCAUCCUUUCGGACGAGUUCAAGGACAUCGCGCGCACAAAGUCGGUCUUCGUGUUCGAGGACAUCCCGUACGGCGUGCCGGGCAACACGGGGGACGUCAACAUCGCCUCCAUCUACUCCUCGGACACCAUCUCGCUGCUGCCGGAGGGCGGCCUCCGCCUCUCCGCCUACCUGGCGCCCGAGGACGAGACGCGGUUUCUGCGCGGGUGGAACGGGACUUGGAACAAAAACUACGGCUCCGACGUCUCGCUCUGGAGCUGGCACGCGCCGAAGGUGACGUCUCGCGUCAACGGCCGCUUCCAGUACGGGUUUGUCGAGACGCGCAUCAAGGCGCCCAAGGGGUACGGCCCGUGGCCCGCGGCCUGGCUCAACGGCUGCUACGGCUUCGUCGUCGAGUCCUCGGGCGAGCUGAUGCUGCAGGAGGACUACCCAUUCCUGUGCGGGCAGUACUGGCCUCCGGAGCUCGACUUUUUCGAGCACUUUUCGCCGGAGCACACCUGGUACUGGCGACCGAACUCGAUGUCGCUGCACUCGCCGAACCAGUACGUCGGCCUCGGCAAGAAGAAGACGGAGCAGGGCGGCUACUGCCCCACCACUCUCUCUCCGCCCGGGGAGGCGUGGUGCUUUGGCGUCUCCGGCUCUGGCGCCUUCACCGACGACCCUACCGAGCGUUUCAUCGACUACGGCAUGCGCUGGGACCCAGACGGCGUGGACUACUACAUGGACGGCCGCUUCAUGCACCGCUUCACAAAGGACCAGCUCGUCAUGUACCUGUCUGGCCAGAACCGGCCGGUGCUCAUCCCGGAGAUGCCGCUCUUCCUCACGUUCAACAUCGCGCUCGUCCGCAAGGGGAUGGACCUCUCCCACAUGGCAGAGGGCCUCACCGAUGUGUCCAACUUUGACGCGGCGAGCGGCAAGUGGAAGGGGAUGCACAUGGACGUCGCGUGGGUGCGCGUGUACCAGUCCGACACGCAGGGCGAGUCGCGCGGCCUCAACCCGCCCAUCACGUACGAGACGCGUCGCAAGCUGCUCGCCAACCGCGUGACUUGCAACCUGCUGCCCGAGCUGCGCUGCAUGCUUAAGCUCGAUGGAGGAAAGGAGGGCGCCGCCAAGGCGAGGGCUCACCCGCUGCCCUCCUCGCCGCUGCCGUCCCUCUCUCGCCGCUGCGCGGCGCACGUGGCGUGCCAAAAGUUGCGCGAGCUCGGAGACGAGUACUGCGACACCAUCCCGCACCUCUGCUCGAUCAACAACGCAGGCAGCGCGCGCCUCGCGCCCGAGGGGCUUCUCGAGUCAGAGUUUUUCCAGGACCCUCCGGUCGGCAAGGAAGGCAGCACCAACCCCGCCGGCUGGAAGACCUACGGCAAGGGAUUGCCGCCCCCCGUCCCCAAGAAGAAGUAG